AACUGACGUGACAGAUAGCCCUAGAGGGGGAGGAGAGAGCUUUGCUCCAUAAAUGGUCCCACCCCUGGACAAGGUGGUUCACUCUGACAGGUAGCAACGGGGGAGUGUGCACCUGCCACCAGUGGAGCUCAGCCAGACUGCGAGACAAGGCUGAGCAAGCAGUGGGAGUGAGUGAACAAUGGACAAGUUGAAGUGUCCCAGCUUCUUCAAGUGCAGAGGGAAAGAGAAAGUGACAGUUUCAUCUGAAAAUUUCCAUGUUGGCGAAAAUGAUGAGAAUCAGGACCGUGGCAACUGGUCCAAAAAAUCAGAUUAUCUUCUAUCUAUGGUUGGAUACGCAGUUGGAUUGGGGAAUGUGUGGAGAUUCCCAUAUUUGACCUACAACAAUGGCGGAGGUGCCUUCUUGAUCCCUUAUGCAAUUAUGCUAGCAUUGGCUGGUUUACCUUUGUUCUUCCUCGAGUGUUCACUAGGACAAUUUGCUAGCUUAGGUCCAGUUUCAGUAUGGAAAAUUCUUCCAUUGUUCCAAGGUGUGGGAAUUACAAUGGUCCUGAUAUCCAUUUUUGUGACCAUCUAUUACAAUGUCAUAAUUGCCUACAGUCUUUACUACCUAUUUGCUUCUUUUCAAAGUGAACUACCAUGGAAAACUUGUUCUUAUUGGGCAGAUCAAAACUGUAGCAGAUCGCCAAUAGUAACUCACUGCAAUGUGAGUACAAUAGGGGUGAUCAUCCAUGUGAAUAAAAGCUGGGUAGAUGCCAACAAUUUGACCUGCAUCAAUGGAAGUGAAGUUUAUCAGCCAGGGCAGCUUCCCAGUGAACAGUAUUGGAACAAAGUGGCACUCCAACGCUCAAGUGGACUGGAUGAAACUGGAGAAAUUGUGUGGUAUUUAGCACUUUGUCUUCUUUUGGCUUGGCUCAUAGUUGGUGCAGCACUAUUUAAAGGAAUCAAGUCUUCUGGCAAGGUGGUAUAUUUUACAGCUAUUUUCCCCUAUCUUGUCCUACUUAUCCUGUUAAUACGAGGUGCAACUCUGGAGGGUGCGUCAAAAGGCAUUUCAUACUAUAUUGGAGCACAGUCAAACUUUACAAAACUUAUGGAAGCAGAGGUUUGGAAAGAUGCUGCAACUCAGAUAUUUUACUCCCUCUCAGUGGCUUGGGGUGGCUUAGUUGCUCUAUCAUCUUACAAUAAGUUCAAUAACAACUGCUACUCAGAUGCCAUUGUGGUUUGUUUAACAAACUGCCUCACAAGUGUGUUUGCUGGAUUUGCUAUUUUUUCUAUAUUGGGACACAUGGCUCACAUAUCUGGACAGGAAGUUUCUCAAGUUGUAAAAUCAGGUUUUGAUUUGGCAUUCAUUGCUUAUCCAGAAGCUCUAGCCCAACUCCCUGGGGGGCCAUUUUGGUCCAUAUUAUUUUUCUUCAUGCUGUUGACUUUGGGUCUCGACUCUCAGUUUGCUUCCAUUGAAACGAUCACAACAACAAUUCAAGAUUUAUUUCCCAAAGUGAUGAAGAAAAUGAGGGUUCCUAUAACUUUGGGUUGCUGCUUGGUUUUGUUCCUCCUGGGUCUCGUCUGUGUAACUCAGGCUGGGAUUUACUGGGUUAAUCUGAUUGACCAUUUCUGUGCUGGAUGGGGCAUUUUGAUUGCAGCUAUACUGGAAAUAGUAGGAGUCAUCUGGAUUUAUGGAGGGAACAGAUUCAUUAAAGAUAUAGAAAUGAUGAUUGGAGCAAAAAGGUGGAUAUUCUGGCUAUGGUGGAGAGCUUGCUGGUUUGCCAUUACGCCUGUUCUUUUGAUUGCAAUUUUCAUCUGGUCACUGGUGAAAUUUGACAGACCUGAUUACGGUAAAAUUCCAUAUCCUGACUGGGGAGUUGCUCUAGGCUGGUGUAUGAUUAUUUUCUGCAUUAUCUGGAUUCCAAUUAUGGCUAUUAUAAAAAUAAUUCAAGCUAAAGGAAACAUCUUUCAGCGCAUUGUAAGCUGCUGCAGACCAGCUUCUAACUGGGGCCCAUACUUGGAACGACACCGCGGGGAGAGAUACAAAGACAUGGCAGAUCCUAAGAAAGAGACCGACCAUGAAAUACCUACUAUCAGUGGCAGUGGGAAACCAGAAACCAGAAUAAGUUCUAAUUUUUAAGAAUAUGUGCCUGUGCAAUGUGAUUGCUUUAGAAUAGAGAAAAUUUUAUUUAUUUGUAUGUUAACUGAACAAAAAUGUAUAUAUUAUGUUCAUAAUAGUAAAACAACUAUUUUUCUCACUUAAGCAGGAAUGUAAUAUAAAAAUGUGAAUCUACUAAUUUUUAUCAAUGUGCUUAUUGUAUUUCCUUUAGAUGAUCUAUCUGUAUAGCACACACUAUGUGCAUUUCACAGUAACAUUUCUGUACAUAUUACCGUCCAGUUUUUCUAAUGUAGUAAAGGUUGGCAUUUGAGCGAAUUAUAUAGAAAAUAGUUAUAUUUUCUAUCACACAAGUUUUAAAAUAUUACGUGCUAAUAUUUUCUCGCUAUAUAGACUUUUCUCCGUAAACCUGGAGAAAAUAAAUCAGUCUAUUUAAAAGAAUGUGUUAAAAUUGAAGGCCUCAGUCGAUUAGAAAUGUUAUACAUAUGUGGAAGAAAUGGACUAUAUAUAUAGCAUGAGGACUGUAGUUUAAUACUUGUGAUCGAAAUGUCUAAAAACUUCAUGGAUUUAUGGCUCACCUUUCAUUGUGAACUUGAUAGUUAUAUUCUUUAUUUUCAUAUGUUAAAAAAGACAGAAAAAUUAGGAUGCUGUGGCCAGUAAGUGAGAAAUCUAGAAAACGGAAACCAGUGUCUUGGAAUACUUCUCCAUGUAACGUCUGUCCUAGGUUACAUUUGAAAGGAACAUCUGACCCAUCUAGUUUGUACUGUUUCACAAAAUUCAGAAUAGUUCAUUGGACUCUCUGAAAUCUAGGUAUCAUUUCAAAUAGACUAUGGAACAAAAUAC
Molecule: messenger RNA, 2935 nt
Organism: Phyllostomus discolor (pale spear-nosed bat)
Lineage: Eukaryota; Metazoa; Chordata; Mammalia; Chiroptera; Phyllostomidae
Gene: SLC6A14
Product: solute carrier family 6 member 14
Exons: 14
Coding region: 179-2116 (645 amino acids)
Biological process (GO): sodium ion transmembrane transport
Cellular component (GO): membrane
Molecular function (GO): L-proline transmembrane transporter activity
Source: RefSeq, a predicted model, not a curated record